CGAUUGUCUUCUUGGAUCAAAACAACUACUACUUUGUUUUGUUAAUUGGACCAUCCUGUGUGUUUCUUCUGUAUAAAUAACUCAUCAUCCAUACUAUUAACGAAUGUCCGUAAGAAGAAAAUUUGAAAAAGUUUGGGGUGGUAAAGAAGGAAAAGGGAGUGAAAUUCAACAAGAUAUCCUCUCUAAACAAACUCCACGUAUUUCCUUUGAAUUAGUCAAGAUCAACCGUAGAGGAGCUCGUCAAAAGAGAGAAUUAGUUUUUUCUGAUGAUGGUAUUUCAAAUAUGAAGGGUAAAUCAAGACAGUGGUAUUUUCAUAUAACAGAUUUAUUUGGAAUUGAACCAGGACCACUAAAUAAUGCUUCCAAUUCAUCUUCUCAAGUUUCAACACCAACAACAAAUUUGUCAUCAAGUCAAUCUUUAUCAAAUACCAAUUCUAAUAAUAAUGGUGGUGGUAAACCAACUCUGUUUUUAAAAGUUAUUAAGAAAUAUCAAUUUGAAUGUGAAUCUGAUGAACAAUUGGAUAGGAUUACAAAGGUAUUUUAUCAAUUGUACAGUGAUAGAUUACCAAUUAAUAAUGCACAACAAUACAAUGGAUAUGGAGCAUAUAUUGGUGAUUAUGUUUCACAAAUGAAUAUGGCUUCUACUUUCAAUCCACCAUCCAAUUCUUCUCCUUCAGGUCACAUUACUCCUACAGCCACAGCCAUUUCCACAAUAACAACAAAAGGAAUCGAUCAACAAUAUACUAGUACCUCUACUUCUACUACUAUUGGUAAUAGUAGUAGUAGUACUACAAAUGUCAGUAGUGGUGGUAAUUCUUCUACUUCCUCUUCUUCUACUGGUCAAUUUGGUGGUCAAGAUCAUGAAGCUCCAACUUUGCAUCAACAACAACAAUUGGCUGCUUUUAUGGGUAAAAAGAUUGGAAUUCACAGUUUUGAAUUGUUAAAAGUUAUUGGUGAAGGAAGUUUUUCAAAGGUUUGUCUUGUGAGAAAGAAGGACACUCGUCAAAUUUAUGCACUCAAAGUUUUGGAUAAAUCUGAAAUUAAACGAAGAAAUCAAGUUGAACACACAAUUACAGAGAAGAGAGUUUUAUCAAAUCAUAGACAUCCUUUCAUUAUCAAAAUGUAUCAUUCAUUCCAAGCUGAAGACAAAUUGUACAUGUGUUUACAAUUUAUUCCUGGAGGUGAAUUGUUCGGCCAUUUGAGAAGAGUUCAUCGUUUCCCAUUGGAAUUGACCAAAUUUUACUUGUGUGAAGUUAUUCUUGCUAUUGAAUAUCUUCAUAGUAAUGAUAUUAUAUACAGAGAUUUGAAACCUGAGAAUAUUUUGUUGAAUUCUGACGGUCACAUCAAAUUGACAGAUUUUGGUCUUGCUAAAGAAGGAAUUACCAGUGUUGGUGGUAAUUCUUCAGGUACAAAAACUAGAACUUUCUGUGGUACUCCUGAUUAUCUUAGUCCUGAAAUUAUCAAAGGAAUGCCACAUGGUAAAGCAGUUGAUUAUUGGUCAAUGGGUGUUUUGUUAUUUGAAUUUUUGACAGGUAGAUCACCAUUCCGUGGUAGCAAUAGAAAAGAAUUGUACGAACAAAUUAUUCAUACACAUCCAGUUUAUCCAAAGGAAAUUACAGAAGCCACUUCGAGGACUAUCACUGUUUAUGAUGAUCCAAUCAAGGGUGUAAAAUAUGCUCAACCAGUUGAAAGAAGUGUUGUGGUUGAUUUAUUGGACAGAUUACUUGUAAAGAAACCAGAAGAAAGAUUAGGUGCUAAUGGAAUUGAAGAAAUCAAAUCACAUCCAUUCUUUGAUGAUAUUGAUUGGGAUUUAAUGUUACAAAAACAAAUUCCUCCUCCAUUUAAACCACCACUUUCUGAUAAUCCAAAUGAAAAUCUUCAAAAGAUUUUGGGUAAUAACAUUUCUGAAAAUGGAACACUCGUAGCUGAUAAUUUACUUAAUGCUAAGGAACAAGGAAUGAUUAUGCCAAAAACUCCUUUCAAAGCAUCUCAAUCUCCAUCAUUUUCUGGAUUCUCUUAUAAUGAUCCAGGUGAUGCUGGUUACUUGUCGAGUGUUAUAGAUUCAAAUCCUAACAAUUCAGAUCUUUAAAAUUUGUAGAUUAUAAAUUAUUAUUAUUUC
This is a messenger RNA of Naegleria gruberi, 2119 nucleotides long. RefSeq lists its product as uncharacterized. Bases 104 to 2089 code for a protein of 661 amino acids. The transcript has 4 exons. Lineage: Eukaryota; Heterolobosea; Eutetramitea; Acrasida; Naegleriidae. Gene Ontology annotation, molecular function: ATP binding; protein serine/threonine kinase activity. The record is from RefSeq and is a predicted model, not a curated record. Gene Ontology annotation, biological process: protein phosphorylation.